CAUCUGCUCCACCUGCUUUGUCGAUAGUGUUUGAGGGAAGAAGUGAACUUGAGCCACUCAGAGGUCUUUUCUUCAGUGUGACGCUUGCUGUGAACUGUAAAGUAGGAUAUGCUGGUAUGAACUGAGGAAGUUAUUUUGUACUUUACAGAACUUUAAACUGCAGCUUGGGUUAGAUGCAUUCUCGAUAAAUUGAGCUUUUUUUCAUAAAAGAGGAAGUACUGAAGAAAAUGGAGGAGAAGAAAAAUGUGAACUUCAUGAGACUCUUAUCAGAUGAAAGCACUGGGUCAACCCUGUCUUCAGACUCCUGUGAGUACUACCAGACUGAGAUAUUUGACCUGCUGCCCAGCAUUCAAGCUUCCCGGCCUGAGCAGAACAGAUGUGGUCCUUUGGAAGCCGCUGAGGGUGGUCCAGGACCUGCAGAAGGCAUCAGCCAUGGCCACCUGUCCAGAGAACCCAGAGACAAGUUGUCUGUACAGCCACUCAGAAACCUGGCUAUGUGUAUACAGGCAAAGAGAGGUGCCAGGGAAAGGAGGAGGAUGCAAAUCAGCAAUAUUGGUUUUUGGGAGUCUUGGAGACGGAGCCAGAGUAUCAACAGGAAGAGGGCGUGGGCUCAGAUGGGACAGAUACUGUCCAGCCUGUUGCCAUGGCAGCACAUGCUCCAUAAAAUUGAAGGCCGGUUUGGAGUUGGCGUGAAGGCCUAUUUUGUUUUCCUCAGAUAUCUUAUUUUCUUGAACCUCCUACACUGCAUUCUCAUCUGGGGUUUUAUUAUGGGGCCCACAACAUUUUUUGGCAGGGGCAACCACACAGAACCACUGAGAUUUGGAGAAAACGACUCUGUUUUAAAUUUCUUCCUGGGAACGGGCUUUUUGGAUCGAUCUCCUGCUUUCUUUGGCUUUUACACCCGUGGUUCUCUGAGUUCACCCUGCUUGAAUACACCUCUGUUGUACCUUGCUGGAAUCUUCACCAUCAUCCUUCUCAGUUUCAUUAUGGUGGUCCGCAGAACAACCGUUGGCUACAAACACACCUGGAUGCUUGGAAAGCGUUACAGUAUGAAUGUCUGCUUGAAGGUCUUCUGUGGCUGGGACUUUACUAUCCAUGAUCCUGCAGCUGCUAUUCUCAAGCAGAGCUUCAUCAGAAAUGACCUCAAGCUCUUUUUGGAGGAGCAGAGCUUCGCUUUACGAAAGGCUGAGAGGACACUUGGACAGAAGGUGCGUCUCUACUUGCUCAGGUUCAUCCUCAACCUGCUUGUGUUGUGUCUGCUUGGUGGGGCUUUUUCCCUCAUUUACAUUUCUACAACCGCAACGAUGGAAUACCACUGGUUUAUCGACCUGGUUAUUCAUUAUCUCCCUCCCUUCGCGAUCACAUUCGUCAACCUCGUCCUCCCUCACAUGUUCCGUAAGAUCUCAUCUUUUGAAGACUACUCUUUCACUGUACAAGUGAAUACCACACUUGUGAGGAGUAUUAUCUUGAAGCUGGGUUCCCUGGGGAUGUACUUAUUUUUCAUCAUUAAUAAAGUGAGUUCAGCGCCACCUUCGUGUCGCGAAAACCAGUUUGGCAGAGAAAUGUACAAGCUGUGUAUCUUCAGCUUCCUCACCACUUUCUGCAACACCUUUCUCUUUAACUACCCCAGGAAGCUUUUGCAGGAUAAUUACCCUAGAUCCUUGCUGUCAGGGAAACAGUAUUUCCUGAUCCCUUUCCACGUGCUGGAUCUGGUUUAUGGUCAAACUGUGUCAUGGGUUGGAGUCUACUACUGCCCUCUGCUGCCUCUGAUAGGAACCAUCUUUUUGAUCGCCACUCUCUACAUCAAAAAGUUCAGUGUCCUGCGUUGCUGUGUGGCAGAGCAAAGGGUGUUUCGUGGCUCCAACUCCUCAGUUUUAUUCCACUUCAUGUUGCUGCUGGGUCUCCUCAUGGCUGUGGCCACACUGAGCUUUGACCUGUAUCUGAAAGCUGAUACAAAGAUGUUCCACUGUGGUCCGUUUAUAGGUGGAGAAAAUGUGUUUAAUGUGACAGGAGUUUGUGUGAAAAGUCUUCCUAGUCCAGCCCAGACUGCUCUCCGCUAUCUGACCUCUGAGGCCUUUGCUUUCCCACUCUUACUAGCUGAGAUAAUCAUCUUAACCUCAUACGUGUCACGGGGACGAGCCAAUCAGAAGGCCAUUGAGAGACUAAAAGACAUGCUUGUCAUGACCAGCUCAGAUAAACGUUUCCUGGUUAAGCAACAUGCGACGUUGCAGAGAAGCCGAAAGAAUGCCAGCAGAGUUCGUUCUGCCUGUUGAGGAGGACAUCCCCCUCAGUCGCUGGAAAGCUACCUCUCCGAGCAUCUAAAGCAGUUGAAGCAGUUGAAGCAGACUCCAACUUACAAAAAAUAAAACAAAGUUUUACAGAAUUCUUAAAGCAUGAAGGAAACCUGAGGUGACCAAAAUGACUGAUAAGCACACACUUUUUCAGAUAUAUGAAUGUCAAGAAUAAGUAAAAGCUUCUGCUAAAGUUACACCAGUAUUACUGAACCUUCAUACGGUGUGUUUUGUUGUUUGUUUUUUAUAUAUACAUAUAUACAUACAUAUACAUAAAUUUCCCAGUAUUCAAGUAACUGUAAAUUUUUUUCAGUUGUAAUGUUCAAUAAAACCUGUUUGGUUAAUGUA
Molecule: messenger RNA, 2639 nt
Organism: Melanotaenia boesemani (Boeseman's rainbowfish)
Lineage: Eukaryota; Metazoa; Chordata; Actinopteri; Atheriniformes; Melanotaeniidae
Gene: tmc8
Product: transmembrane channel-like 8
Exons: 16
Coding region: 228-2273 (681 amino acids)
Cellular component (GO): plasma membrane
Molecular function (GO): mechanosensitive monoatomic ion channel activity
Source: RefSeq, a predicted model, not a curated record